GCGUCGCCAUGGCAACGGCCGCGUCGCUUUCCGGGGGCGGGAGAUUUCCGUUGGGGCAGCGGGGCUCGCGGUCCCCCGCUCGGCGCUCGCCCCCCCCACCCGCCCUCCGCCCCCCGCCCCGCGCCCCGCAGGCCAUGGCCGGGCCCGCCCUGCGCAUUGGCGACCAGCUCAUCCUGGAGGAGGACUACGACGACAGCUACAUUCCCAGCGAGCGAGAAAUCCAGGAGUUCGCUCGCGUGGUGGGCAUCGACCCCGAGCACGAGCCGGAGCUAAUGUGGCUGGCCCGGGAGGGCAUCGUGGCGCCGCUGCCCGCCGAGUGGAAGCCGUGUCAAGAUAUCACUGGCGAUAUCUAUUACUUCAAUUUUGCCAAUGGCCAGUCGACCUGGGACCACCCGUGCGAUGAGCGAUACCGCCAACUUGUGAUCCAGGAAAGAGAAAAAAUUCUGGAACAUGGAGGUCUUAAAAAGAAAGAGAAAAAGAAGAAAAAGGCAGAAAAGAAAAAGGACAAGAAAGAAAGAGACCCUUCGAAGCAUUCUGUGGAGAUGCAGUCGGAGCCAGGGAUUCUUCCGUCGACGUCCUUUUAUCGAGUAUCGUCUCCUAUCCUGUAUUCAGAGCAUGGUAGUCCUGACCUAGAGCAACCGGGCAGCCUGGUAGCACAGAAUGACUCCUUCCUGAAAAACCCCAAGGGAAAGUUUUCGGAUGCCGGUGAUUUGUCCAGGCUGCUAUCGAGCCCUGCCCCAGGGAAACUACAACCUCUUCUGCCAGAAAAAUCAAACCGUGCUCAACAGAUCCUUGCAGAUGUGGAGAAAAUUCUUGGAAGAAAUGCAUCUUUCAGCAGGUCAGACGUUAAUCAUCAAGCACAACAAGAUGCAAAUACAGAAAUCGGAUGUGCAGCUGCUAGUGGUGUUUUAUCAGACUUGGAAGCUGAGGAUGUAGACAGCAUCCACCUCAUAAAGCCUUUUUUCCAAACACUGAAGAAACCCUCUCAUAGCACUUUAGCAGGUGCAAUGACUGUGUUAGCCCUGGGGGGAGUCAAGGAGAAAAAGCUGUUGUUAGAGGGAGAAAAACAAGGUGAGGAUCGUGGGAAAGGCCAUGCGGAGGGAGAUGGACUAGUCAGGAAGGAGGACUUCUUGCAGAGCGUUGAAAAGGAAAUGCAGCUUUCUCCCUCUGCUGCUGCUUCCACAUUGAUCUCAUCCAGGACUUUGGAGGGACAAGGUGACAUCCGUUAUUUUCAAAAUGAAGUAUUAAGGCCUCUGGAGAGAAUAAAGGAGAACAGAAGGAGAAAAAAGAACCCUUCUGAACAAGGCCAGGCCACAGAGUCCAGCCCAUGGCAGAUCGAGACUCUUGUUCCUCAUUCUCAGCUGCAGGGUUCUGUUGAGCUUGGAGCCAAGGCAGGAAUUUCGGAGAGCGAAGUGUCAUCUCCUACGCCGGGUCAACUCACAGGGCGGAAAAAACACGAUUCAAAGAUAGAAUCUGACAGCGGUAAUAGCAUCAGUGUUGCUAGCAGCCUGUCUGACCACCUUGCUUCUCAGGUCUUGGGUGAAGUAGACAAUUUAUCCUGGGACUUGCAGAGCUCUUGUGAAUCUGAACAUCCCACAAAGCACCUGCCUUCUCCCCAAAGACCAUUUUUGGAAGCUGUGAAUAGCCAAGCACAAAGCUCCCCAGACAAUCAGUCAGCAAGUGAGUGCUAUUCGGAGGAUCAGAAGUUCUAUCAACAUGUCCUCCACAUGGUGCAGAAGUCGAGGAGAACAGAAUCGGGGGUAGCCAAGUCUCUCGAGGGUCAGAAGGGCUGCAGCAAAGGGCCUGGUUCUGAUCAGACUGUUCAGCCUGAUGUUGCUGGAGAAGGAACUACAGAAAUGGCAGCAGUAGAAGCCGCAGCAACUCCUGAAGGAGAGAAGUUGAAGCCUUGUGAAGGUCAAGCGUGUCUCCGCCAAGACAACCAGGCAGGAGAACAGCUGGGGCCCAAGACGGUUUUGAUUCCAAAAGACGGAGAUGGAAUUGAAGAGCCCAGCAGCUGUGGAAAAAAUACUUCGAAAUCCAAAAAUGAGGAGGAAAAAGAAGCUUGUUUGCCUCACUUGAUAUCUGAUGUGACAGAGAAGAAAGAAGUCGAUGAGAAUCUUAUUCUAGAAAAAGUCCUGGACCCGGCUGAAAUACCUCCAGUCCUAAACAGUCCAAAAUUUGGGGUGAACAGAGCCACCUUUGAAAGCACUUCGAAAGAGGAAGAUAAAAACUGGUUGGCGCAGGAGAAAAAUGAGGACAAAGACAGCUUGGAAGAGGAGCAAAAUAGUGGAUCUGCUAUGACAGAAGAAAGCAGGCAGUUUGAGACUGAAAUCAAUCCAAUAAAGCCAUGGAAUGUCCAUACUGAGGAGUUACUGGAGAAAAUAACCAAAGUGGAAGAAACAAACAUGUAUUUGCUGGAAGAAAAACAGAUACAUAUUCAGAAUUUGCAGGAAGAACUGCAACAGCGAGAGGAAGAAGAGAUCCAGAUGUUACAUCAGCAGAAAGAGUCUGCCCUCCAGUUACUGAAAACUGAGUUGGAGACAACUAGGCAGGAAGAAGAGAUACGCUUAAGGGAAGAGAUCAAAGUGGAAUUUCAAAAACUCCACACUGAGUUAAAUUCUGAGAUGGAUGCAGGGAAGGAGAAGAUCAGCCUGGCCCAAGAAGCUGCACUGAACCAGCUGAAAGAGGAGCUAGAAUCCUUUCAGCAACAGGAGAGAGAAAAGCUCCAAAAGCAGAAGUGGCUUUCUCUGGAAAGGAUAAAAAAAGAGGCUGAAAUGGCUGAGCAGGCUGAACAAAUGGCGCUGGAGCAGGAGAACCAGAGGGCCCUGGAUGAACUGAGGGAGAAGCUGUGCAGAGAAAAGGAACUGGCUCUGCAGGAACUACAGGUGCAGCUGGCAGCAGAUAUCCAGCAACAAAAAAAUGCAGCAGCAGAAGACCACCAGAAGGUUAUUCUGACUCUCCAGAUGGAAAUCAUGGAGGCUCAGAGAAGAGAGAAAGCAGAACUUCAGAAGGCACUCGAGAAUGUGGAGCAAAACGUUCAGCAAAAGAGACAUCAAGUAGCAGAGUAUGAGCGAGAGCUCAGCGAUCUUCUGAAAGAGAAGCGUCAAGAGGUUGAGCACGAACAUGCUAGAGAGUUGGAAAAAAUGCAGAAGAUACACCAGGAGGCUCUAGCUAGGAUUCAGAUGCAACACGAGGACAAGGAGAAGAAGCAGAAGGUCGAGCUGCUUGCAAGGCUGCAAGAUGAGCUGGAACACAUGGAACUGCUCCACAAGGCCCAGCAAGAGGCCUUGCGAAAGACGCACAUGGAAGAUAUGAAGGAACUGCGCCAGAAGUGCCAGGAGCAGGAGAAAAAGGCCCAGGAUGCAGAACUGGAGCUGGAGCUCCGAGCAAAAGAUGCCCAGACAAAAGCAGCUCAGCUCUGUGCCCAGGAGGAGGCCUGGAAGAAGAAAAGGCAGCAGGUCCUAGAAGAAGAGAAGCAGCUUGAAGAAGAAAGACAUGAAGCUGCUUUGGCAGCUCAUUCCCGCCUUGAGGAGUCUCAAAAAGCACAGGAGAAUCUAGAAGAGACCUUACAGCAGCUGCACAGUACUCUGGCGGAACUCCAGGAUCAGAAAAUAAAGUUGGAGUCUCAGGUGGAAUUGCUACAGAUACAGAGCCAACAGCUUGAGAGGCAUACCAGUGAGUUGGAAGAGACCAUCAGGACAAAGCAAGAGCUGCUAAAGAAACUGGAUAAAGAAUGGAGUGAAGCAAUUUCUCCAAGGGAAAAGGAAGAAGCACUCCGAAUGGAAGACUUACAAGGGGACGGUCCAGAGCCUUCCUCCAGAGAAAUGACAUCUGAAAUACCAAAAAGCAAUGAAGAAAACAGCCUUCUGAACCAAGUACGGCACUACAUUUCUUCUGAGGGAGCUUCCCUGAAGACAGCGAAGGAAUUCUUGUUGUGCCAGACUCGUUCCAUGAGAAAAAGGCGAACAGCCUUGAGAGCAGCAAAGCAGCAUUGGUAUGGUGGUCUACAGGGAACACCCACUGUGCAAGACUCAGGCCAUUCUCAGGUGUUAGAGGGAGUGCGCAGGAACCUGGAAGAGGAAGGGAGGCAGCUAGAUGAAAUGAAAUCUGCCAUGCGGAAAGGGCAGGAACUGCUGAAGAAGAAAGAAGAGAGGCUCAGCCAGCUGGAAUCCUCUCUUCUGGAAGAGUUUUCUGAUGAAGAUACAAUCAAGGGAGUGGCCUGCAAGAAAAUGGUGACUUUUGACCUCAAUGACUCUGAAGACACAAGUAGCCUUAUGAGUGCUGAUCAGUCUCUUCACAAAACAGCUGACUUGAAACUGGAUGUCCAGUUUUCUCCCUUUGACAAGAUCCAGUAUUUGACUGAGUCACUACAACGCAUCACCAGUGACCUGAACUGUGUCCUUCAUCUCCUGAGUAACUUCAGCAGCCAGCAGACUCUCUUCGCUUCCACCCAAGGCCAGUCACUGGCUCCACUGGCCAGGGACGGAAUUCCUCUGACUGCUUAUACCUCCCUGGCACGUGCCUAUUCGGCCACAUCAUUUGCACCUUCUGCUGGACUUCAGUCAGUCUGGUGCAAUUCUGGUCCCGGUUCUGCCACUGUGAGCAGACAAUCUGUGGACAAUAUGUUGAUGGAGAAAUGGCGCAAGUAUUUCCCAGGGAAGUUCCCAUUGCCCUGUGGUGGGCUUGGUGCUCAAGAUGACAAGCUGGACGCCUUAAUAACUGGCGAACAAGUCUGCCUGUUCCAGCACCCUCAUUUUCAGGGCUCCAAGGCUGAGAAGCCAAACAUCCAGCGCAUGAUUGAUGCCAAUAAGAAAUGGCUGGAGAGUUUCAAGCAUGAUUGCAAAAGAUUCUCCAUCCCAGGGAACGACAUAAAUGUGAAAGAGAAAGAAGCGUAUGCCGAAUGGAGAAAGGUGCCUGAAUCCUCAGUCCAGCUAUGGCUACCGAGGGGGCCGGCAGCGCGUUUCUGCUCCUGCAGAAACUGGGAAUAUGAACUACAAAAUCAAUCUUUGCAGAGGCUGAAGCAGGUCAUGAGCAAGUCCAAUUCCCCAGGUGCUUCUGGGUUCUGGGAGUUCAUUUCUACUCCUGGUUUCUAUCCUUUCCCUAAGGGCUCACGUGCCUGACCUGCUGGUGUCUUGUCAGGAGCACUGGUGGUGUAUUCAUGGCACUCAUUGGGCCUAUUCUUCAGAGCUCUCGCCAACACCAGAAGGUAAGCAGAAAUUUGGGGGAAAUGGCCCAAUGUUCUCUUCUUUGCAAAUGGUUGGUAUAUCUUUAAGCUGCCAAAAGAAAGCUAAAUUUCUCAACCACCUCCCCUCCCCCACUUCUAUUUUCAACUGGACCGCUGAUCUCCAGGGUUGCUUUUUAAACAAUGAUCACCAUGUGUCUAAACAGGCAGCAGAAACCACCCUCCCCAAUGAUGCUGGUGCUACAAGUGGCCACGGGCCUCUCCUUUGUGGGGCAGGCAGAGCAGCUUUUCUCCUGUCCUGGGUUGUAUGGGACUGGAAGGACUUGUUUCAUUGCCCUUCCAAUAAAUGAAAUCCAUAUUAUAGCCAAAAAUUGGUGGUGUGCAUCCUUCAGCUAUUAACUGUUUUUAAAUUCUGAUCAAAUGUACUCUUUCCUACAUCUCUCAUGACUUUGUUGCUUUUUCCCUGCUGCAGUCAAGAAGAUUUUUUUGAAGGAAGAUUUUAAAAUGGCUUACAUUUGCAUUGCUUCGACAUUUAUUUUGUGAGCUGUUCUAUUCCUUAAUCAAGGCAGAGGCAAUCAUGGAGAUUGCUAGGAGAAAAGUGCAUGUCUCUCUCUGGAUACCCAGCAGAUCAGCUACAGCCAGAUUUUUCUGCUGGGCUUUUGUAAUCAGAGUGUAAAUGGUGGUGGGCUUUCCAGGGAUUAUAUGCUGAGCAGAAGUCCCGUGCCUUCUGCUCCAUGCCUAAUCCUUACCCCCCAACACACCUUUCCCUCUCCCCUGGUGGGCUUUCUAUUGGUGGGCCCCAUUGGAAUGUGACCUCCCUCAGGCCUCCUGAAUGAAGAUUGGAGGUUCUGAAACAGGGGAGGUUCCUACGCAGGCCAUUCAGGGAGAGCUAGCCCCAUCGCACCAUCAGGCGUAACGUUCCAUCCCAUGCUGGGAGCAUAUUAAUGAAUCCGUCCCUUUAAUGAAUCCGUCCCUUUGAUCAGAUGCACAGUAAGGAGGGUGUUUGCUUGCAUUCUCUUGUUAAGGAAUGGUGGAGUUAGCUGCAGGCAUUACAGGGCAAGGGACUCAAGGCCUACCUCCCUUCUCAGGAAGUAGAUCACUCUGAGAUGUUUGCACCAAGCUAUGCAGUAUUGCAUGUCACAUCUCAGCAGUACAAGCCAGCUGGGGGGCUAUGGACUUAAGCCCCUAUGACAGUCUUCAGGUCUUUGUACUGACGUGCCACCAGCUUCUUGCCAUCCCAGCCCUCGGCCUAGAAGGUUGCCACCACGUCUUGCAUGGUGGCAGGGAGUUGUGAAGUGUUGGCAGCUUCCAGUGUGGCCAUCUAAUUGGCUAAGAUGGCAGGUGGUGCCGGGUCUCUUGUCCUGAGGCUGCUGCUUGUCAUGUCAAAAAGGAGCUCUGAUAGAGAAGCACAUAGACAAGCCACUUCGAGGCUCUUCUUCAGUACUGCUGAUCGCUUUAGGCCAGCAUUGCUGCCCGUGAGUUAGAAGCAGCGUUUCUUUGCCUCUGGAAACUGGCCCUGAAACUCCCAGGGUUAUAUUUGGAAAAGGACACCUUUGCAAACCUUGAUGAGUUGCUAGUUCGUCUUUUGCUGGUAAUUACCACCCUCGUGUUACCACUUCCUUGCUGAAUUCCCUCCUUGGCCACAGCAUGUUCCUGGAAAUGUCAUCUGGAACUAUCCAUGAGGGCUAGUAAAGGGGAUUGAGGAAGAAGAACUGUCUCAAUUCCUAGAGCUGUAAGAUCUGCUGAACCCAGAAUUGUCAGCCAGGGGCCAUGACAUCCAUAUAUGGGAAGAUAAAAGUCACGGGAGUGCCUUAUGGUUGGGGAGCAUUAGUACCAAAGCAUCUUCUUUGGGGCAGCCAUCUUGCCAUAAACAAUGAAACGCGGCAUCUGCGUUAUACAUGUAUCAUGUCUAUCAGCCCAUAUUACCAAUUGACAAGUUUAAUUACAAACUUUAAUCACUGCCCCCACCCCACCCCCGGCCAAUCAGUGUGAGCUUUCUAAUAACUCUGCUUGCCGGAUUUGUUUAGAAAAAAGAUUGUGAGAUCCUCCCCCUCCUCCUCCUCCCAGGAUUUCCUACAACCAGCUCCUUCUUUCAGCCAAUGCUGUUACAGGAAUCGCAUUCCCUCCUCCCCCCA
Molecule: messenger RNA, 7317 nt
Organism: Ahaetulla prasina
Lineage: Eukaryota; Metazoa; Chordata; Lepidosauria; Squamata; Colubridae
Gene: CEP164
Product: centrosomal protein 164
Exons: 27
Coding region: 9-5120 (1703 amino acids)
Molecular function (GO): protein binding
Source: RefSeq, a predicted model, not a curated record